CCUCUUCCCUUCGGUGUGUCUCGGUCCGCCCGCAGCAGUCUCCUUCCCGGCGAGGUUUCACUACAGAGAUGGCUGCGAAAGUGUGCAGAUCAGUACUCCUGUUGUCCCGGAGCAGCGGAGCGGUGGCCGGCAGCCUCCCCGCACUUGUCGUCUCUUCACAGCGACACCAUCAGCACAUAAGACCGCAGGAGGUGCUGUCUGCUCCUUUCCCACACCAGACUGUCAGGAGAGCACAUAGCCUACGGUCAGCAGCCCACUCCACACUCUUCACCCAGCCUCCCACUGCCCUGUCUCCACAGGUUUGGAGGGGCUCUCCCUCAUGGCAGGGCCAGAGACUGUUGUGUUCCUCCACUGCCCCAGAGGAGGUGACAGUGGUGUAUCAGAACGGGCUGCCAGUGAUCUCAGUCAAUUUGCCGUCCAGGCGAGAGAGGUGCCAGUUCACCCUAAAGCCACUCAGUGACUGUGUGGGAGUUUUUCUGCAACAGCUCCAGGCAGAAGACAGGGGCAUUGACCGGGUAGCCAUCUACUCCACAGAUGGGGCGAGGGUGGCCUCCUCUACAGGUAUAGACAUCCUCCUGCUGGAUGACUUCAAGCUUGUCAUCAAUGACACCACACACCUCGUGCGGCCACCACGGAGAGAGCUGCUGGCCCAUGAGGAGGCCGAGCGGCUGAAUGACGUGAAGUUCCUGGUGCAGCAGCUCUACACCACGCUGCGCAUCGAGGAGCACCAGCUCAGCAAAGAGCGAGAGCUGAUUGGGCGACUGGAGGACCUCAACUCACAGCUCCGCCCACUAGAGAAGGUGAAAGAGGAGCUGAGUAAGAAGGCAGAACGGCGUACCACCUGGGUGCUGUGGGGCGGCAUGGCGUACAUGGCCACCCAGUUUGGCAUCCUGGCCAGGCUGACCUGGUGGGAGUAUUCCUGGGAUAUCAUGGAGCCCGUCACCUACUUCAUCACUUAUGGCACAGCUAUGGCCAUGUACGCCUACUUUGUGCUCACACGUCAGGAGUACAUCUAUCCUGACGCUAGAGACAGACAGUAUCUGCUGUUCCUCCACAAGGGGGUGAAAAGGACACGUUUCGACAUUGAGAAGUACAACAAGCUGAAGGAUGACAUCGCCGAGGUGGAGUUGGAUCUCAAGCGUCUUCGGGACCCGCUCCAGCUGCAGCUCCCAAUCCAGCAGCUCACCGCCAGUAAAGAUUGAUGGGACGAGUGAGGCCCCUCCCCGAUGAGCUCCUCCAUACCUCCGUAACCCCUUCCUACUCCUUUCCGUCCCACUCUCCGUCCACCCCCACUCCUCUCUUUUUUCCCACUAUUUAACCCUUCCCUCCCACACCUAGUAAGCCCAUCCCUCUCUUGACUGUGGGAGGUAUUUUCUUUUCUUUUCUCUUUUUUUUUCUUUUUUUCUUUACUUUUCUGACUGAAAAGUCCAGUUGGAAGUUGAUUGCAAGUGAAACCGCCGAAAGAGAAGGAUGGUGAGGAUUGAUGGGAACUGAAAAACUCUCACGGCUGCGGAUGAUAAAAAGAAUGAUGAUGAUGAUGAUGAUGAUGAUGAUGGAAUUAAACUGGGCACUGUGGAUAUGCCUCAAGACUCCAGUGGGACAGCCUGCAGGGAACCCCAGGAAACACAGGAAGUGUCAGUAGGCGCUUCAGCUGAGGGUACAUGCAGAGGGGCAGCCAUCUUUGAGUGUGUGUGUGUGUGUGUGUGUGCGCGCGUGGUACAUCCUGGGGACAAUGGGACACAGACCCCGGCCACCCUACAGGCCAACACAGCAGUGGUGUCUUGCUUUUUUAGCAGUCACGCUGUAAACACACGCAUGCAUAUUUCUUCCUGGAUGGGGUGGGCUCCAGGGAGGGGCUCUAUCCCAAUGAAUCAAAGUUUACAAGGAAGUCCUCAACCUGCCCACUGCUCUCUGCAUGGAUGGAGGACAGGGCUGGGGCCCGCGGCAGUCGGACCACCAGCGGACCUUCGUCUUCCUGUGGCUGCAAACUGCUGCCCCUCCUCCUCCCACCCUGGGCCACGCCCCUCCGGGUGACGGACAGCUGCCCUGCCCAGUGUGACCUUUAACAGGAGCCUGUCUCGGUUUUCACAGGAUGCGGGAGUGACGUUAGGCAACGAGCCUCAUUUCCUCGUCCUGUUGAUGUCCUGCGCCGGCCCAGUCUGUGCAAGGAUGAGAGUACUACCGACAAAAACAUCACUGUGUGUUCUUUUAUUCCAAAAAAUAUUUUGGCACUUUUUAUUUUGAAAGCCAUAGUAUAUUUGUUAUGAAAAGAAUAUAUAAAUAUAAAUAUAUAUAUAUAUAAAUAGAAAUAUAUAUAUACAAUCAAAUAAACAGAUGAACAGAGGCUAGUUUUUUUUCAGUGGGGGGAGGAGCUCUCUUGCAAACAUCAUUUCAUUAGAAAAAUCAUGCAUCUCCUGAAAAUCUCCAUUAAGGACUGCCUUAACAGUCCAAUGCCCACUUUCUGUCUCUGUCACACACACACAUAAUUAUAUGCAUUUACGACCUUGACCGAACUCUUUUGUAUCUUUCGAGUGAUGAACACAUAUUCCAUCUCAACUACAUCCAGUAAGGCGCAGAUUCCCGCAGAACAUCCUAAACUAAACAGCACCAUCCCCCCCGUGCAUGGCCAUCAAAGUAAAGUUGUAAUGGAAAGUAACAUUAAAGGCAAAUGAGGGUGAAAAUGGCUUCGAUGGAAAUGUUUGGCAGCAACAAAAAAUACCAGUGUAUCAGGCCAUGCAUUAAAAUUGUUUCCCACUACCCUCAUUUUGUGAAUAUUGCAAUAGAAGAUGCUGAAUAUAAUAUAGGAGUUACAGUAAUAAUGAGUGUUUUUCAGAGAUAUUUGUAGGCAUGCUAUAGGUUUUGACCUCUGAUGGGCUCUGUGUGUAUUAUGGCUUUAGAAAAAAAAUAAGCCACCGUGUGGAAGAAUAGGGUUUGAGUAAAUGCCUUACAGUACAGUGUCCCAUGCAGUCAAAUCAUGUUUUUUUCCCCAAUUGGAAGCAUUAUGUAAAGAGGCAUAAACUUGGCUUGCUAACAUGGACUGGUCAUUGCAUUGUACAAAUUGUGAAAUAAUAUGGUGUUACAUGAGGGAGUGCUUUUGUGACUCUCCCUUAUGAAGCUAAGCAACGAGUCAAUAACAAUAAACAAAAAGGUACAUACAGUAUAAGCUCGACAUUCAUUCACAGGAGGCUUUUCAUCCUGAAAUAGUCAGAGUUCUCUCCUCCCACUGUUGCUGUAACGCCGCCUGCUCCCUCGAUGGUAAGGCAGGGUAGACUGCAUGCUAUGGUAUGCCCUCAGUAGAAAUUUGUGAAUGUGUAGGAGCAUUGUUGCAAUUUUGUACUUAUAAUUGGGCCGUUUUCUUUGCCACAUCUAGCUCAAAUCUCAUACCCCGAUUGGUUAUUUUCGAAGAUUAUAGAAGCCAUAUCUAUGUUGUCCAUUCAAGGGACUGUCAUCCAAUGAACCUUUGUCAGCUUCGGUUAGUUUUGUGUUUACGGUGAGGAUUGGUUGUUCCUUCUCUGACUCUCAAAUCUCUAGUCUAAACAGGUCUCAAAGCCAGCUUUUUCACUCUGAACUGACCGAGACCACUGUAGGUCACCUCUGGUGAGGGGAAGCACAAUAACCUGACGCCCCUGGGUAGAGACACUACUUCAAAAUCAUCCUCUGCUUGUUGGUGACGUGUGGACAAGUGGCUGAAUCCUGCUGCAGAGAUCCUUGUAUGUAACUGCAGAUUCUCUACUGAAAUGCAUGAUUUUAUGUAAAAUCAAAAGUUAUCCGUGUGGAUCUCAUAGCAGGAUUUUGCCUUAUGUGUGUGACCUGGCACAUAUGGGUGUGUGUGUGUGUGUGUGCGUGUGUGUUUUAUCUCCAAGGGAAAUGGUGCCUUUUGGAUACCGAAGGAUUUAAAUGUGUAAAAGAAUUGAUGAGUGGUGAUGGGAUAAUCUUUGACAAAUUUGGUCUGUAUUGCAUUUGGAAAGCAACUUCCUCUGCUGGAAGGCUCUUUUUGAAUGUUUGCAAGCUGAAAUAAGUUUUGAUGUGUAGGUGUGUGUGUGUCCAUUUGUUGUAUCCACAUGUUUUUAAUAGUGCGUGUGUGCUGGGGGCAAAGGGCAGAUCAUUAUAUCCAUAAAUCCCUUGCCCUUAGUCGCUGCUGGUCAGUAGCGGUAUAGAUCAAUUCUGGUCUCAUCCCAUCUGAUAGCGAUCAAUAGCUUUAAAUCCCUCUUUUCCACAACAGGCUGACUCUCAUAGAUGCUUUUACACACACACACACACACACACACACACACACACCCAGUGUGACAGUUACCUUGGAGAUUUACUGUGGAGGAGUGAGAGUUAAGCCCUCUGUCUGCAGUCCAACCAUACCUACUGCUGUUUCUACACACAACUUCUCUCCAUCAUCACCUCCUCCUUUUUAUCAUGCCAUCCACCUUUUAUUGCCUUUUGCUUUGUGUUCUUUUUGUCUUUCAUUUUUUUGAAAAAAAUACAAAACAAAACCAAAAAAAAAAACAAAACAGUAUAUCAAAUAUAGGGAACUUUAUUAUAAAGCGGGUGUUGCAUGAAUGUAUGUUUACAUGGGAAAAUUAUGUAAAAAUAUAAAAGAUGAUUUAUCCAAAAAAAAAAAAAAGAAAAGAAAAAAACUGCAAAGAUAAUUUAAGAACGUCGUUUGUAGAGACUCCUAGUUGUAAAGGGCAACGGACAGGCCUGCGUCUCGGCCGCGUCGCUAGAAUCCGCCCUGCCAAAUCUGACUCGGUCCCAGCCAACCCACCGCACCCCAUCACCCCUCCAAGUCACUCACCCAUUUCCCCCUUAUUUACUCCCAUAACCCCCCCCUGUGUAGACAUGCGGCUUGUAUUUAUACUCCCCAAUUGAUGGAAAACCAGCCUCCAUCCUCGGUGCACCUUAAGAAGACCUUUAUGACCUCUUGACCCCCCAGUUGCUAACGUCCUGGAUUUGACUCCAAAGGGAGGUGUAGGGCGCACUCUGCUAGCAUGUCGGGGAACGCCUCUCGUACCUCACUCGUUCCCACUCAUCCCUCUGUCCUGUCAUUUUUCACCUUCAGCCUUUCUUUCCCCUCCCGAUUACAUUUAUUCUAUGUUUUGAAUGUGUUAUGUUUUCAAUAUCUUGUUUGUGUGUUCUUACGAUAAAAACAUGUUUAAAUUGCCUAAAGAGUGAAGCAGAAUAUAGGAUUGAAAUGAUCUUGUACUCAAUUCUGACCUCCUACUUCUUCUUUUUUUUAAGUUUUUCUCUUUUUUUUUAGUUUUUUUUUUUUCUCUGUUGACAUCUGUUUGCUGUAAUGUUGGCAAAAAAGAGAAAAUGUAAAAUCCUGUAUCAUUUAUGAAAUAUGUAUAAAAGAGAAAUGUAAUUCAGUUAUCAAUAAAAUCCUUAUCCAGUUUUUGGA
Messenger RNA from Myripristis murdjan (pinecone soldierfish), 5389 nucleotides. It is a transcript of the gene mcu, whose product is annotated as mitochondrial calcium uniporter. NCBI's taxonomy places the organism in Eukaryota, Metazoa, Chordata, Actinopteri, Holocentriformes, Holocentridae. Gene Ontology annotation, molecular function: calcium channel activity; uniporter activity. Bases 69 to 1202 code for a protein of 377 amino acids. The transcript has 9 exons. Gene Ontology annotation, biological process: calcium import into the mitochondrion; mitochondrial calcium ion homeostasis. Gene Ontology annotation, cellular component: uniplex complex. The record is from RefSeq and is a predicted model, not a curated record.